Molecule: messenger RNA, 2581 nt
Organism: Melozone crissalis (California towhee)
Lineage: Eukaryota; Metazoa; Chordata; Aves; Passeriformes; Passerellidae
Gene: CEP68
Product: centrosomal protein 68
Exons: 6
Coding region: 23-2245 (740 amino acids)
Source: RefSeq, a predicted model, not a curated record
CCGAGGAAGGAGCUCUGUGCUGAUGGCCGUGGGUGUGGGCAGAUCGCCUUCUGAGGAGUCCCUGCGCGGGAGGGCCGAGGGCGAUGGGCGGUGGGACGGCGCAGACACGGAGAUGGAGUUCCCGGAGCCGGCAGGGGGCCUGCACCACCUUCUGGGGACAGAGGAGGCCAAGCCCAGCCAGCGAGGGACACAGGGGGUGGCAGUGAGCAGACACGGUCACAAGGCCACUGAUGUCACCCACGGAGGCUCCAGCUGCCACCCAGACGUGUCUUCAGCAUCUGCACCCGGAUUUCCCAGAGCGAGAACAAACUCCUCAGGGAAAGGGUUGGUGGAUAGAGCUGCUGAUGGUGGCCCUGUGCCUUGUCGAGUUGGCCACUGGUUCCUCUCCUCAGAAGAGCAGCAGGUGAAGGAUUCAGGCGGCUGGGGCCCGGUGUCCAGCCCUGCCAGCUCUGCCGAGGAGAGCGUCCCUGCUGGCAGCCUCCGCGAUGCCCACGUUGGCCGUCGGAGGCAAAGUCUGGGAGCUCCGUCCCCGCGUCCCUCCACGGCGGAGCUCCUGCGGCCCCAAUCCCCGCCCAGCCCCGAGAGCGCCCUGCGGAGCCGCUCCGCGCUGAGCCUCUCUGCCCUGUCCUCAGAAGGGAGCGGCCCCUCCGAGGAGCCGUGCGGCAGCGUGCCGGCCAGCACGGCUGUCCCCUCUGCGGCCAGCACGGCUGCCCAGGACCUGUGCUGCCCAUGGCGGGUGGAAGGCAGGGCCCUGCAGAGGCGGGAGCCCCCCGGCGCUCUGCUCGGUUACCGCGGCUCCGUGGGGCGCGUCCGGGAGAUCUCCUCCUGCCAAGCCGAUUACUGGGCCUGUGCCAUUCCGGAUUCACUGCCCCCAUCUCCGGAUCGCAGCUCACCUCACUGGAACCCCCACAAGGAGUACGAGGACCUGCUGGACUAUGCUUACCCACUGAAGCCCAGGUACAAGCUGGGAAGGAUACCGGAGCCUUUCCUCCAUGACUCGGGAAUAGGUCUGGACAGCUUUUCUACUUCCCCUGAGGGCGUGUCCAGGUCCACCAGCAUCUACGGCCGAGCUGGGCAGGCUCAGGGAAGCAGAGAAAACGGACUUUGGGAGUUUGUGGCCUCUGCAGAGAGAUUCUCCACCCCGAGGCCUGGAAAAAGAGCCUGCUCAGGAGCUGUCUCAUGCUUUGAGCCUUCACCUAUUGCCAAAGCAUCAUUUGGAAGUUCUUCCUCUUGCCUUUCCAGAGGUUUUGCUAAGGAUGUAAGGGUGGAAUCAUCUGGGCCAAGCUCCCCUGGGCCCCCUGCUGCCGAUGGGAGAAGCUGGGAUACCAGAGGAAGCCCAAACUACACAGGGCAGGUGGAAAGCACCAGGAGGUUUUUACCCACCACACGAGUGCUCCCCCUGAGGAAGGAGUGGGAGACUGAUGAAGAAUUUCUCUCCCUGCCUCCGAGACUGAAGGAGCUGGAAAGACUGGCUCAGUUUUUGUCCAAUCUUUCCUUAACUAUAAGGAUGCCUGGGCAUGACCACCACAACCUUCCACACCAGAGCACCAGCAAGGAGCCCCUUUCAUCCAGGCUGGCUCCUUUUGAAGAAGGGAGAGGUGGGGAUGGCAGAGGGAAUGCUGAGGGUUACGCUGGGCUGUGGCGGCACCGCAGCUCCCGAAAGCCCAGCUGGGAAAGCACAGAAUCGUGUGGCUGGAGCCACAGGGAUCCUCCCUGCGGGCUUCAUCUGCCAGCUGCUCUCAGGGACACACAGGAUGGGAUGUGCCUGGAUGAACCACGGGUCAAGGGGCAUCCAAAGAAGAGCCAGCAGAGCGACUCCCUUAUCCAGUGUGUUAAGAUGUUUUGCUGCCAGCUGGAGGAGCUGAUCCACUGGCUGUACACGGUGGUGGAUGUCACCGGCAGCUGGGUGCCACCCUCGCCGGAUGCCGACAGCGUGUUGGCAUCGCUGCACCGCUACCUGGAGUUCAGGAAGGAUGUGGCCGACCACCGGAGCCUGACUGAGAGCGUGCUGGAGAGGGGAGAGGCUCUCCUGGACUGCAUGGCAUCGAAUUCCCCAGCUCUGAAGGACACGCUGGCUCUGAUUGCCAAACAGUCGGAGGAGCUGGAAAGCCACGCAGAGCACCUGUACCAGUCCCUGCUGGCUGCUGUGGGCCCCGUGCGGGGCAGGGACGCGGGGCAGGACACGGGGGCUGCAGCACACGGCUGCUCCCUGGGUGCUGCCUCUGUCAGACCUAGGCUGCGUUAGCCCAUCUCAGGAGGGCUGAGAAGAAUUGCAGCAAGCACCAAACCACCUCCAUCACCUCUCCAGAGAUGCCAAAAUCUGUGUCCAGUUGCCCAUGGGGCUGAUUGCAGCCUGGGUUUGUGCCAUGGCUUGAGAAAGGUGCUCCAUACAGCAGGUGUGCUGGGAUGUCCAGAGUUGUGUAAGGAAUGUACAGCUGGCCUUUUCUGGUUUGUUUUUUUUUAAUAGCUUCCCUUUUUUAUUGAAGUGGGCUGUUCUGUGUUAGCAAAAUGUCAGGAAGUUUUUUAACUGAGCAAUCCAUAGUGUGCCGUGCGCUCGCUAAGUAAAGCCGUGUGAUUUUAA